Messenger RNA from Alternaria atra, 1953 nucleotides. RefSeq lists its product as uncharacterized. NCBI's taxonomy places the organism in Eukaryota, Fungi, Ascomycota, Dothideomycetes, Pleosporales, Pleosporaceae. Bases 1 to 1953 code for a protein of 650 amino acids. Gene Ontology annotation, molecular function: FAD binding. The record is from RefSeq and is a predicted model, not a curated record. The transcript has 3 exons.
AUGUCAUCCAACAUGAAUAUCGAAACUACAGACGUCGUCGUAUGCGGCUGUGGGCCAACAGGUGCCAUGCUAUCGGUCCUCCUUGACAAACACGGCGUGCGCAAUAUAGUUCUCGAACGGGAAGAAAGCAUCAAUACCGACCCACGUGGAAUCGCUUUGGAUGAAGAUGGAAUCCGUUGCUUGCAGGCCUGUGGUAUCUACGACAAGGUAUUUACCGAUAUUGGAAAAUGUAUGGGCAAGUUUGAAUUCAUAAGCGGCGUACAUUAUGAGCUUGAUAGGAAGCCUUUUAUGGUUAUGGAUUAUAACACGACCGAAGGAGGAACAGGACAUCCGGGUUUUCUAUGCCACAAACAACCGUAUAUAGAGCAACAUCUUCGAUCGAAGAUUGAUAAAUCGUCGCAUUCCCAGCUACAACUAGGCGCCACAGUAGCGUCUAUCCGGGAAGAUGUAGACUGGACCUACAUAACCUAUACCUCCUCCAGCGGAGAUGAAAAGCAGAUCCGCAGCAAGUUCCUCGUCGGCGCGGAUGGAAAAACGGGUUUCACACGGAAAAAGUAUCUCGAGGCAAAAGGUAUCGAAUUAAAGCACGUCUCAGAGGAAAGCUACGAGGAGGUUUGGGUAGCUCUCAACUGGAAGAUAUCGCUGCCUACUCCCCAGACGCAUCCCGACUUUGCGUUAUGGGCAAAAGGAUUUACGCCACAACAGGUCUACGAUGCGUACUUCCCCACCGACUUUAGAUUCCUGUGUAAUCCCCAACGAGCUGCGGUAUGCGGUCGUUUCGGCCUCGCAUCAGAUCGACUGUGGCGUUUUGAAUUCGUAGUCUCGGAGGGCGAAGAUGGCGAGGUCAUGUCCGGUACGGAGAAGAUCUGCCAAGUUGUCCACCCAUACAUUACGCAUCCUGGGAGCAAAUAUGGCAUCAAGCAGAAAGUCGUCCAGUAUCCGCUUGAUUGUAUUGAGGUUCUGCGUUGCCGCCCCUUCUCCUUCUCAGCACGAAGUUGUAAUAAAUGGUCCGUCGACCGUGUUGUCCUCGUCGGCGAUGCUGCACACGUCUUUCCUCCCUUUGGUGGCCAGGGCAUAGCAUCAGGUUUCCGAGACGCCAUCUCGCUCGCCUGGCGUCUUGCUCUUCUGACUCAACACCCCCAUCCUCAUCCCGCUCCCAAUCUCAACCACCAAAAGUUGCUAGAAGGUUGGUACGUCGAAAGAAAACAACAACUCGACCGCUCUCUUGCAUCUACAGUCGAAAACGGAACUUAUGUCUGUGAAUCCAAUACCUGGAAGAUUUUCGUGCGGGACUGGUAUCUCUGGGCAGUGCAAUUCAGUCCGGAAUGGAAAAGGUGGCUUGAGCAGGGGAAUCGAAGAGAAGGGUUGACAAGGUACGAGUGGCGGGAUGGAGGGAACAUGGCCUUCUUGCCAGGUGUAGGUGGGGGAGGGGCGAAUUUUCCUCAGGUCUACUGCGUUGGAGUGGGUGGAAGGGAAGGCGAAAGGGAGGUACGGUUUACGGACGAUGUUAUCUUCGACGAAGGGAGGGAAGGCUUGUUUCGACUUGUCGUUUUUGUCGACUCGGUACUGGAUGUCCAAGCUGUUCGACGAGUACUCUCGGGCAUAAACGAGAUUUCAGCUGGCGUGCUAAAAACAGCCGAAACGACGUUCAUCGUAAAGACUACAGAAACACCUCCGGAAAGCGUAGGCGAGCAUCAUUCCGACGUCUACCGAUUAUCAACAGCCCAGGAAUUUGCAGCUUCUCCUCUUUGCGCAGGACGUCCAGAGCCACAGUACUACGAGCCGCAUCGUAUAUGGCGGGAGUCGGCUGGCAAGCAGUUCAUUAUUCUCCGGCCUGAUCGAUUCGUUUUUGCUGCUUGUAGGGAUGUGGAUGAACUGCGUGGAGUUGCAGCUAAGUUGGCGUACUUGGCGUCUGAAGGAUGGCUUGGGUCGGAUGGGGAUAAAGAUACAUGA